AAACUAGAGUUUAUAGAAAUUAAAGCAUGAGAGAAGUUAACGUUACCGGCGCAUAACUAAUGACAUUGCAAAAUUAAAGCCAAGUGUAUUUAUUCAUUAACCGUUCAUUUAUUAAUUUAGUUUUUUUUUUUUUUUGAAGGAAUGUAUUAAUUUAGUUGAGGUUCCAAUUUCCCAUGAAUGGUGUCAUGUAGCAUUGCUCAUUAAAUAAAAACACGUUAAAAAAAUUUGCUAUCUAGAAACGCAAAGAAAGUGUGAUUCGUUACUUGUAAUGGAAAGAAUGAAUAUAAAUAAUUUGACUAGUACAAAAUUUUGAACAAAACAAUACUCCAUUAAUUUUCUCGAAAAAUAAAAUAGGGAUAUUGAUUAGAAUUUAAAACUAAAAUCAGCAUUUUGGACCAUACUAUAUAAUUUCAAAAUUUUGACACUGUCCAUAGAACGGUUAUUUUGGGAUGCAUAAGGAAGGAAGUCCACGAAACCUUGUCAUGCAGAUCUGAAGCGAAAAAAAAAUAAAAUUAAUUGAAAAAUAAUAUUUGUUAUAAUUUACCUCCUAUGCUUCAUUUCAUUUUGAUGCCCUUUUACAUACAAGUGCAAAUUGAUUCUAUCUGUCUCCCCCCACUCUUCAAAUCUGCAGUGACAGGUGACAGAAGAAGAAAAAGGUGGGGUGCAAUUAGAAAAGAGGUUGGUGAGAAUGGAUGAGUUUCCAGAGAGAGCAGAAUUGAGGAGAAUGCAGAGAGAACAAGAGAGGGAGAGAAGGCGCAUACGCGACCGACAGAGGAGACAAGCAAUGACAGAAGAACAAAGGGAAAGACACCUUGCGCGCCGCCGCAGAAACUACCAGCUUCGGAGACAAAGAGCUGCAAAUUCUCAUAAUGUUCAUGCUCCAUUCAUUCCUCUUCUUCCAAACAAUCUUGCUUUUGAAUCAAGUGCAGGUGAAGCUAGUACUAGUGAUGAGUUUCAAGGAGUUACUUCUUCAACUUCACUAGACUAUAGAGUCCUAUCUCAUGCUAUUGGAACAGAUCUUUCUCAUGAAGGAUCAUCAAUUAACAUGGAAACUCUAGCUUGUAAGCUAAAUAAUUUACCAAGGCUGCGUCUAAAUCAAAUUAGACAUCUUGCAAGAAACCUUAUUGGUUCAGUGGUUGAUACUGCUAGUAAUCAUCAUCAGAUUGCAGCUGAGUUGAAAACAAAGGAAGAUGCAUCAGUUGGUGAUUUUGGUAGUGCAGCAAAAUCGUUGCGUUUGAAUUCUGUGAAGCGCCUUGCUCGAUCCAUAAAUUCUCCUCCUUCUCCCAUAGAGAUUGCAAUUCAGAAGGACAACAAUUUGUCUUCUGAAGGGAUUCAUUUACUUGAUAAUGAAAAUUUUACGGUCACUAGUUAAGGUGAAAGUGAGAGGUUCACCAUGAGAUAAUUGAAAAACAGUUGCAUACUAAUUAAAGACUAGAUUUACACAUUAUACAUUAUACAUAGAGAAAUUAAGGACACAUUUGUUUUUUGGAAAACAUUUUUUGAUUAGUUAAAUUUUUAAAUUACAGGACUA
This is a messenger RNA of Cicer arietinum (chickpea), 1531 nucleotides long. RefSeq lists its product as uncharacterized. The record is from RefSeq and is a predicted model, not a curated record. NCBI's taxonomy places the organism in Eukaryota, Viridiplantae, Streptophyta, Magnoliopsida, Fabales, Fabaceae.